Lutzomyia longipalpis is the source of this 1090-nucleotide messenger RNA. RefSeq lists its product as uncharacterized. Lineage: Eukaryota; Metazoa; Arthropoda; Insecta; Diptera; Psychodidae. Bases 107 to 814 code for a protein of 235 amino acids. The transcript is spliced from 2 exons. The record is from RefSeq and is a predicted model, not a curated record.
CGGAGAAUAGUCAGAGAUCUUGUGGCAAGACAAUAGUGAAUAGCACAAAAAGACUUUUACAAAAAUCCUUUUGCGAAAAUUCAAAGAAAAAUCCACAAAAAAAAUCAUGGCGAUCUUGAGCGUUAACCUUUUCUGUGUAAUCUUCUGCGGAUGCGUGUGCAUUGGUAGUGCAUUGCCGGUGAUUGAUCUUACGGGGAAGGCUGUACCCAUUUCCGAAACCCUCGUGGAGAAUGAAGCUCUCGCCCAAGGAGAACCCAUUCCACAGUCUGAACAGGCUCUAGCUGAAUUGGUUUCGGAGCAGAAUACAACGGAAAAUGGGACAAUUAAGGAUCUCUACGUGAUCAGGGCUGUUGUCUAUGAGAUCGGUAUCCUUACCGAUGUACCUGAGAAUGAAACAUACACCGGUUCGAAUGAUACUGAAGUGAUUAAUGAACGCGUGGACUUGACAUUCUUCAAUGCCCACAAGAAUGAUACACACCUCGAUCUGGGCUCAAUCCCACUCCCCGUGCAAACCAACGUAAGUGGACAGGUACUAACGGGUAUUGCCCCCAUAAAUAUCGGUGCUGUGGACGUUGAUCAUCCUGAGGAUAUCCUCGAAACCCUCCCCAUUACUGGAACAAUUGUCAACAUUACAAAAAGUGAAUCUUCAAUGUUUGUCAUCAAUACGGACAACGUGACAUUCGAUCAGCUCAACACAUAUCUUGAUGAGGAUGAUCUCACAAAAAUCCCCGUUGUUAGCAAUGUCAUUCCAGCCGUUGAGAAGCUAGAAACAUCCAAUAUACCCCUCUCGGAGGCACUUAGUGAUCUUCUGUAGAAAUCAAUCUUCACCCCCAACGCUUCAACAACAAAAUCAACCCUUCAUGAUCCUCAAAGAAAAAAAUCAUUAAAAUAGGAUAAUUUUUCACAUUAGCGUGUAAAUCUCUUUUAAAGACUGUGUUAAUUUUCGUUUUUUUUUUCGUUAAUCAUGUGUAAAUAUAAAGUACCUAUAGAUAUUUAGAAAGAGAAAAAUUAGUGAAGGAUUUAUAAGAAGAAGAAAAAAUGUAUGUGUACAGAAAUAUUAUUACAAAAGAAAAUAAGAAUUGAAGAAAAA